Molecule: messenger RNA, 540 nt
Organism: Gryllus bimaculatus (two-spotted cricket)
Lineage: Eukaryota; Metazoa; Arthropoda; Insecta; Orthoptera; Gryllidae
Source: the annotation of a GenBank genome assembly
AUGCAAUACAAUUUCUUAAUAUUGCAAUUCUCCACGUCGCGUUGUAUUGAUUACCCAUACCGCCACAAUAGAUUUAUUCGUGAAUUAUACAUGUGCGCUUUAAUUCGCUUGUAUAAACACUUGGUUGUCGACCUCAAAGAGUUACCGGGAGAAGGGCCGAAUCUUCGGAAAGCAUCUGCUUGGAGCGGAAAGCGUUGGGCGGAGAAGCUCGAGAUUGAUCUGGAGAAAUCUGGGGAACAAUAUGGUGGAGGAGAUCCCAUGCCGCCGUGCCGUGUUGAGAGGCACGCGCCGCCGCUUCAUCCCGGCACGCCUACGCGCAACGUUCGAGGCGCCGCCUGCGCCUGCCCAGUCGCUGCACAUCGAGACGGGGCCGCCGCGCACCUGUUGUGGUGGCUGCGCCGUCGCGUUGCCCUAACGCACCCUCAGCGCAGCGCUCGAGGCACCGCCGUUUGCGCCUGUAGCGAGGAGUCUCUGCGUGACGCCUAUCUGGGCGCCAGUGAAGUCGUAGACUUCCGCGGCCUGAGUCGUGUGCGUGAUCUU